CCAAAGUCUCAAUCAAGAACAACACUGACAACAAGAGAAUCCAACCAUGACUCCAUCUCUCAUUCUUGCCUCCCUUCUUCAUUACCUUCUCAUACAACUACUCUUGCUGCCAUGUCAGCAAAACACUCUCACACUCGCGGCACCUGGUGGCGGCAAGUGGAACCUCCUCCUCUCCGACAUAGGCGUCUCUGCCAUGCACAUGCAGCUCCUUAAUACAGAUCGUGUUGUCAUUUUUGACCGUACAGAUUUUGGACCCUCCAACAUCUCUCUCCCCAAUAACCAUUGCCGCAAUGACCCCAAUGAUCUAAUGCUUAAAGUCGAUUGUACUGCCCAUUCGGUAGAAUACGAUGUAGCUUCCAACUCCAUCCGGCCUCUCAACGUUCUCACCGAUGUCUGGUGCUCCUCCGGCUCAGUCAUGCCUGAUGGCUCUUUAAUGCAGACUGGUGGAUUCAAUGACGGAGACCGCAAUGUCAGAGUUUACAAACCAUGCGGGGAUAAUUCUUGUGACUGGCAAGAAUUUGACGCAGUUCUUAGGCAGAGAAGAUGGUAUGCCACCAAUCAUAUUUUGCCUGAUGGUAGACAGAUUAUUGUUGGUGGUCGUGGGCAGUUCAGUUAUGAAUUUUACCCUAAGAAAGCUGGAGCUGAUCAAUCAUACAAUUUGCCAUUCCUUUCACAGACUAAUGACCCGAGAAUUGAGAACAAUUUGUACCCGUUUGUUUUUCUUAACGUGGAUGGAAAUUUAUUUAUUUUCGCCAACAACCGAGCUAUCUUGUUCGAUUAUACGAAUGGGGUGGUGGUGAGGAACUACCCCACAAUUCCAGGUGGGGAUCCGAGGAGUUAUCCUAGUUCAGGGUCUGCAGUCUUGCUUCCAUUGAGGGACUUGCAAGCUGGUUCGAAUGUUACUGCUGAAGUUUUAGUGUGCGGUGGUGCACCAAAAGGAUCUUUCACUAGUGCAAACAAUGGAAAAUUUGUUGGGGCACUUAAUUCCUGCGGAAGGAUCCGAAUAACCGAUCCAAAUCCACAGUGGGUCAUGGAGACCAUGCCUUUGGCUCGAGUCAUGGGUGACAUGGUGUUGCUACCAAAUGGCAAUGUACUGAUCAUCAAUGGGGCAUCCACGGGUACGGCUGGGUGGGAUUUGGGUCGUGAUCCAGUAUUAACACCCCUCAUUUAUCGACCCAAUAACCCAGUGGGAUUGAGAUUUGAAGCCCAAAACUCAACUUCAAUACCUCGAAUGUAUCACUCAACUGCGAUCUUGCUUCGUGAUGGUCGUAUUCUUGUUAGCGGUAGCAAUCCUCAUGCCUAUUACAAUUUCACAGGGGUACUUUUUCCUACAGAUUUGACAAUGGAAACAUUUUCACCCGACUAUUUGGAUCCACGUUUGGUACGCGUACGCCCUAGAAUUGUUUCGCCGGCUUCACACUCUCAAAUCGAAUAUGGACAGCAACUUGUUAUUAAUUUCACAGCUCAAGGCAGAAUAAAUAGAGGUUUUAUCACAGUAACAAUGGUUGCACCUCCAUUUACUACGCACUCUUUCUCAAUGAAUCAAAGACUAUUGGUUCUUACAAACAGGACGGGAAUCAGUGCUAGUGUGACACCACUUGGAAGAUCGAAUUAUCAAGUUCGGGUUAUGACACCGGGUUCGAAUAUUCUUGCUCCUCCCGGAUACUAUCUUCUGUUCGUGGUUUAUCGAGAAGUUCCUAGUCAAGGCAUUUGGAUCCAAAUCAAGUAGUUAAUAACUCAGAUAUCAUUUAUUCUCUUCCAGUGCUUCAUUCGGUGUCACUGUGUUUUUUUUCCCAGGAAAAUGGGAUAUGUAUAAUGCGUGAUCUAAGUGAUAGAUAUUAUAUAUUCAAUUUGGAACUGUAAAAAUGUUUUGUUUUAGA
Messenger RNA from Sesamum indicum (sesame), 1880 nucleotides. The record is from RefSeq and is a predicted model, not a curated record. NCBI's taxonomy places the organism in Eukaryota, Viridiplantae, Streptophyta, Magnoliopsida, Lamiales, Pedaliaceae.